Molecule: messenger RNA, 1391 nt
Organism: Conger conger (European conger)
Lineage: Eukaryota; Metazoa; Chordata; Actinopteri; Anguilliformes; Congridae
Product: T-cell surface glycoprotein CD3 zeta chain-like
Exons: 8
Coding region: 96-566 (156 amino acids)
Biological process (GO): cell surface receptor signaling pathway
Cellular component (GO): membrane
Molecular function (GO): transmembrane signaling receptor activity
Source: RefSeq, a predicted model, not a curated record
CGCCGCGGGAACACACCCAACCCGCCGAGAGAGAGAGAGAGAGAGAGAGAGAAAGAGAGAGACAGGGAACAACGGAGACGUGAAAAGGAGCACAAAUGGAUAUACGGACAGCAGGUGUAGCUGUGUUCCUGGCUUCUUCCAUCGCAUCGACAGAGGCUGCAGGCCUGGGGGGGAUUAAUGACCCCAGAUACUGCUACGCCCUGGAUGUGGUCCUCCUGCUGUACUGUGUAUUCAUCACAGCUCUCUUGCUGCGAGAGAAGUUCUGCAAACCCAAAGCCAGCCCCCAAGACAGCCUGUAUUCGGACCUGAGUCCCCAUGGCGAUCCCUAUCAGCAGCUCCGGCGUGAUAACGAUCUGGAGACGGGAGCCGCGCGGGCGAAUCACAGACUGACUGGAGAUGAAGUGUACACGAGACUGCAGAAACCCGAUAUUGACACGUACAACCAGCUCCAGGUGAAGCCAGAGCGACGCAGAAACAAGGGCGAACAGGUGUACCAGGGUUUGAACACCGUCACCAAGGAUACCUACGAGUCGCUGAAGAUGCAGCCGAUGCCACGCCCCCGCUAAGAAUGCACGUGACCUCUGACCUUUCCACAGUCUCAGCUAGCCAAUGGGAGGAGGCUAGCCUUCACCUGCACGGGCAAAUCCAAUCAAUCAGUAAAUAGAGUUAUUUUAAACACUGGGAUUGUUGAGUUUUAAGGCGAAUUGUUACAGAUUCUUUAUUAAGGGGGCAGGUAUGUCAGUUUUUUACUCAGUAUUAUUUCAGCAGUAUUGAAUACUGAACACUUCCCACAUCUCUAAAUGCACAUGUAUUUUUUACUCAUGUAUUUGUCAGAACUGUUUAUUUUCUGUGAUAACAUUUUUGCUUUGUUUUUGUAUCAUAGUGCACAACAAAAACAAUGUAGGCAAUGCUAAUUACCCCCGACACCCCCCCCUCACUCCUCCAUGCUCUCCAUCUCCUACUCCCCAGUCCCUGUUUUAUCCAUGAGCCAGAGGUCAUUAAGCUCAGUGUAACAGACAGUAGAGACUGUCACCAUGGCAGCACGUGGGGCUGCAGUGCCCCUAGCAGGUUGAAUCAGGUACUGCACAUUUUACUGGCCAUUACGGCUUCAUGCAUUUCUGGUUUCAGAUCAAAUGUGCACGUCUUGUGUUGAAUGGCUUUCAGUUCACUUGCUUGUGAUUAUUUUAUAUACUGUCCAAAUGUACAUAGGUUCCCAUCUGAGCGGGAAAAUGCCAUAUUUAAGCUUGCUCAUUAUUUCUCACUUUCAGAUGUAAAACUGCAAUUAUGCAUUUCAUUACAUUUCUAUGAAAUACACUUUGUAUGUUUGAUGUCUUUAAUUAUUUCCUGGAGAUGAUUUCUUCAAGUUGAUUAAAUAUAGGUGAACUAUCAAA